GAGCCCGGGGCCACAUGGAGGUGUUGGAUCACCUCACCUGCUCUCCUCCUCUCCUUGCUCCUCCCCCUUCCAGGUGUGGCCUCUCUCUCCCCCGGACUACACCUGCAGCCGGCCGACACACACACCCCUACAUCGCUACAGUAGCCUCCCCGAGCCUUUCCCCUCUCCUACGUCGCGAGGACCGUCAGCCUAUGACAGCGAAGGAUUCUGCUCUAUGUCCCUCCCUCCCUCUCAGAUUGGCUAUCUACAAAACCCUGCCCACCAGGGUUACGGAAGUCUCCGCCUCCACUCCCCCCCUUACGGUCUCUACGGUUCGCCUUCCCCCUCCCCCCGCCUCAUUGCCAGCCCAGACAAGAUGGCGGCUGCUUCUGCCGCUGCAGCCAAUCAGAACGCUUUUCUCGGCUCCUCACCCAGCGGAACCCUGGCGGACAGUCUGGGCAUGCUCAGUGGAGGCCAGCAUGCCAACUUCCUGUUUGACUCUCGGACGCUGGGAAUGGCUGGCAGCCAGUCAGGGGGAGGGGCUUCACAGGUCACUACCCACAUGGGCUGAGAAAUACUCCGACCCUGACCCCCAGGGUUGCUUUCGCAAAUAGCUGCUUCUCCGGGUAGGACAUGGGUUUGUAACUCUGGAAUAAAUCACCAGCCAAUGAGGAUUGAUGAGACAUCUCACGGACCUAUGAGGAGA
Messenger RNA from Oncorhynchus gorbuscha (pink salmon), 685 nucleotides. RefSeq names its product T-box transcription factor TBX18-like. NCBI's taxonomy places the organism in Eukaryota, Metazoa, Chordata, Actinopteri, Salmoniformes, Salmonidae. The record is from RefSeq and is a predicted model, not a curated record. The annotation marks the transcript as partial. The transcript has a single exon.